This is a messenger RNA of Leptomonas pyrrhocoris, 666 nucleotides long. RefSeq names its product unspecified product. The coding region runs from base 1 to 666 and encodes 221 amino acids. The transcript has a single exon. Lineage: Eukaryota; Euglenozoa; Kinetoplastea; Trypanosomatida; Trypanosomatidae. The record is from RefSeq and is a predicted model, not a curated record.
AUGAGCCUUCUCCGACGUGGCCCCCGCGUGUUUGCAGGCUUGCCAACGCCAUUGCCUCGUUUUGCCCGGUCUGUCACCUUGACUGCUUUGCAGGCGUCUUGGCGAUGCUACUUUACCCCGACAGUUUUUUGCCGAGCGGAGGUAGAAAACGGUGAAAGUGGAGGGGCAGCGGCGGAGCCGAAUGCGAACGCGGAAAAGUCAGGCAAGUUUGACGACAUUGGCCAGCGGCUUUACUCGCUUCAGGUGUUUCACCGAAGACUCACAACAAGUGUGCCACAUGACAACACCGUUCAUCAACGCACGGUGCGCGACGCGUGGAAUCUUCUCCAGUCCAUUCCAGAGGAAGAUGCAGAUCGACUCUCGACGCGCAAUCUGGCGGAGAUCGUCCACUGCUACAACUACUUCUCGUCUUACUGGGAGAACGGAAUGGGGGGACCGGCGAGGGUGUCCUCAAGCGGCGCUGAUCGGACGUCUGCUGCACCCAGUAGCGUAGAGGAGCAUGUGUCCUCUGAUGCAGCUUUUGACUACCCGCUUAUCGAGCGGAUGGACAUUGAUGAUCCAACGGCUGUGGGCGGUAACGGUACGACGCUGCCGUCGGCGCCGCCGCACGACUACGUGGCACCUCUAAAGCGGUCCAACCCAUUGGAUGAGAUCUUGGACUUUUAA